UUUUCUUUUUGCGGGUCGGGUUGAAAGAUCAAGUGUCGUAGUCGGUUUACAAUCUGGUGGUCGGAAUUUGCGUUACUCCUUAGUAAAACCGGCGAAAUGGCAGCCAAAGAAAUCCUGCAGUUAGAUCUGUAUUCGCUUCUAGGUGUUGGGGAGGACGCUACAGACAAAGAGAUAAAGAAAGCAUACAGACAAAAGGCUUUGAAGUGUCAUCCUGACAAGAACCCAGAUAACCCCAAAGCAGCGGAAUUGUUCCAUCAGUUAUCACAGGCUCUGGAAGUCCUCACAACUGCAGCAGCAAAGGCAGCCUAUGAUCAAAUUAGGAAAGCCAAAAAAAGGGCAGCAGAAAGGAACCAGAAACUCGACAGCAAAAGGAAGAAGGUUAAGCUUGACUUAGAGGCCCGAGAGCGAGAAGCCCAGCUCAAUGAAGAUGAAGAAGUUAAGAUUACAAAGAAUUUAGAUGAAGUGAUUGCCAAGCUGAGGGAGGAGGGCUCCAGAAAUUUACUGAAGCAGCAGAGGCUCAUCGAAGAACAGAUAAUACUGGAAAGAGAGCAGAGGUUGCGAGGUUUUGCUGUCCAAACAGACUCCAAAAACAAACCAACCCCCAAGCUGAAACUCAGAUGGAAGUGUAACAAGGACGAUGAAUCAAAUGGUGGUUAUUCUCAUGAAUUUCUCCUAUCAAUCUUGCGAAAGUAUGGGGAAGUUUUGAACCUGCUCAUAUCCAGUAAAAAGAAAGGUAGUGCUAUAGUGGAAUUUUCCUCAACCAGGACCGCUGAGCUGGCCCUCAAGAAUGAGACUGGCUUAAUAAGUAACCCCUUGAAGAUUUCCUGGCUGGAAGGACAACCCCCUGUAAACACCAAGAACAACACACCAAAUGUCUCAUCAGCUUCUGUGGAGACGGGCACACACAGUUUGUUACAGAACACUGCGCGGACAGAACGGGAUUACGAGAGUCUUGUGAUGAUGCGGAUGCGACAGGCAGCAGAAAGACAGCGUCUCAUUGAAGAGCUUCAGAAAGAUGAUGACUGAACAUGUCGUGGGACUGUAUUUGCACUUU
Messenger RNA from Mobula hypostoma (lesser devil ray), 1054 nucleotides. It is a transcript of the gene dnajc17, whose product is annotated as DnaJ (Hsp40) homolog, subfamily C, member 17. The coding region runs from base 97 to 1026 and encodes 309 amino acids. Gene Ontology annotation, molecular function: RNA binding. The record is from RefSeq and is a predicted model, not a curated record. Gene Ontology annotation, biological process: spliceosomal complex disassembly. The transcript is spliced from 11 exons. Lineage: Eukaryota; Metazoa; Chordata; Chondrichthyes; Myliobatiformes; Myliobatidae. Gene Ontology annotation, cellular component: spliceosomal complex.